Trichomonas vaginalis G3 is the source of this 399-nucleotide messenger RNA. RefSeq lists its product as uncharacterized. NCBI's taxonomy places the organism in Eukaryota, Parabasalia, Trichomonadida, Trichomonadidae. The transcript has a single exon. Bases 1 to 399 code for a protein of 132 amino acids. The record is from RefSeq and is a predicted model, not a curated record.
AUGCUCGCUGAUUCCCAGUACGAAAAGCUCCUCAGCUCAGACAAGAACAACUUCAAGCUUUCUGUCUCUGCAGUAAAUCCAAAUGGCUGCACUCGUGAAGGCACUUAUACACUUUGCGUUGGCUCCCACAAGAACUUCAAGAAGAACGCUCAAGAAUUCAAAGUUGGCCAGCGCCUGAAGGAAACACAAUACAACUUCAAUUACACAAACGCGAAGCGUUCUUCCAUUGUCAUUGCUUUGUACAACCGUAAGAACUUCUGGUCUGAGGAUCAGGAACUCGGCAAGACAGAAAUCACUCUUGAUAACUUUGAUGCUAAUUCUCCAUGCACACGCGAGGUCCAACUUGGCACAAAUGGUCCAAGAGUUAUUCUUCAUGCUCAGAGAACAGAAAACUUUUAA